CUGUCUGCAGUUUCUGCUCAGCAGCACUUCAGGAAUCCCAGAGCAUCAGAUCAGGUUUACGGGGAUGAUCCCUGCAGGGUUUGACUGAGCGUGCAUGCUUACACAGGAAAAACUUCACAAUUAUGGGAUUAUCACCGGGGCGUAGCGCACAUUUUUAAAAGCAAAAUCAUAUGAGUCACUCCAAUAGGAAAAUAAGACACAUGAGGCUUCUUGCCACAUCUUCACAUUGUAAGUCAUGCAUGUAGAAAUCUGAAAGGGGAAUAUCUGAGUGGAGUUUUUAUGAGUAAAUAUGUAAAAAGAAAAAAAAAAACGUUUAUUGGUGGAAAUUAUUCAUGGAUUUGCACUUUGGAUUAUUUUAAAACAUGUAAAGAAACAGCUCAAAAAUGAUUAAAUUAAAAUAAGUUAUUUUUUUUAUUCAUUUUGGAGGAUAUUAAAAUAAGUUUUGGCACAGAGGUUCCCCGCCCUUCCCUUAAAAUCAUCACAAGUGGGAGUUUGUCAUCCGUCCUCAACUUCCAUAGAAAAAAAACACACACAUCUAGGACACACCCACCCAUAUCAACACCCUCAGUGGAUCAGGAGUUCACUUGGCGCUCGUUUGAACACCGAGAGGGCUGGAGAUGUCUGGGAAGUUUUUUUCUCCAAUUCUGCGGGUGCGCGCACAACGCCGCGCAUUCUGCGGUCGGAACUAAGCUGCGCGAGAGUUUUAUACUCUGUUUCUUUUAAAAAAAUAUAUAUUUUAUUGCAUUUUGUUGAACUUUUGAGAGAGGGGCGCUCCAGUGCUGCACACGUGAAGAGAAAAAGAUCCAGCAGGUUUGUGCAGAGGAUUGAAAGCAGACAGACUUCCCACACACGCCAUGAAGGCAGAGAGUAAGCAGAGUCCAAAUGAUGCUGGGGAUCGGUUCUGUUUGUCUGGCAGUAAGUGCAGCAUUAAAGGAACAAGGGUUUGGGUUCUGUCCCAUCCAGGAGUUCCAUUAGUGGGACUGAUAUUCCUAGUUACCUUUCCUUUUGGAGCGGGGAUCAAACAGACUGUCCCAAGAGUCACAUUCAGCCACAAAGAAUUACUGCAGGCUGGGAGUAUAUCCCUUCUCGUGGGCCCAGCCGAUGGCCUCCACUCACAAUCCCUGCUGCUGGAUGAAGAAAGAGGUCGUCUUUUGUUGGGAGCCAGGGAUCACAUCUACCUGCUGGACCUUGACAAUCUGGCCAAACCUCCCAGAAAGGUCCACUGGCCUGCUCCCACAGAAAGAGUCGAAAGUUGCAAACAGGCUGGUAAAAAUCCAAAUCUGGAAUGUGCAAACUUUGUUAGAGUCCUCCACAAUUACAACCGAACGCAUGUCUACGCCUGUGGAACCGGAGCCUUCCAUCCCACCUGCGCUUUCAUUGAAAUCACUGGCCAUAGAGAGGAGGAAGUGUUCCAACUGCUGUUGAAAACGGUUGAGUCUGGCAGAUUCAAAUGUCCUUUUGAUCCGUUGCACCCGUUCACCUCAGUCCUUUCAGAUACGUACCUGUACGCUGGCACAUCUUCAAACUUCCUGGGAAAGGACACGGCGUUCACACGCUCCCUCGGCCCCCCACCUGACCAGCACUACAUACGCACAGACAUCUCAGAAGACUACUGGAUCAAUGAUGCCAAGUUUAUUUAUGCUCAUCCCAUCGCUGACACGUACAAUCCAGACGAUGACAAGAUAUACUUUUUCUUCCGGGAGGUGUCGUGGGAGGGGAACGACAAGAGCAUCGUCUCCCGGGUCGCUCGAGUGUGUAAGAAUGAUAUGGGUGGGCUGAGGAGUCUCACCAAUAAAUGGUCAACCUUUCUGAAAGCCAGGCUUGUGUGUUCCAUCCCUGGACCGGAUGGCGUGGACACACACUUUGAUGAGCUCCAGGACAUCUUUUUGCUGCCUACCAGAGACGACAAAAACCCAACAGUUUACGCCGUCUUCACAACCUCCAGUUCCAUUUUCCGUGGCUCGGCAGUGUGCGUAUACAGCAUGGCAGACAUAAGAGCUGCCUUUAACGGACCGUACGCCCACAAGGAGGGGCCCGACCACAGAUGGGUGGAAUAUGAGGGGAGGAUACCAUAUCCCCGUCCUGGAACGUGUCCAAGUAAAACAUAUGAUCCAAGGAUCAAGACCACUAAAGAGUUUCCAGACGAGGUUGUCAGUUUCAUCCGAUUCCACCCUCUGAUGCACCGCUCUGUGCACCCCCGGAAUGGCCGGCCGGUGUUUACACACGUCCGAGUGGACUACACCCUGACUCACAUUGUGGUUGACAAAGUUUUGGCCGAUGAUGGGCACUAUGAGGUUAUGUUCCUGGGAACAGAUGUUGGCUCAGUUCUGAAGGUGGUGAGCAUCAGUCAAAACACCUGGUCCACAGAGGAGGUGAUUCUGGAGGAGCUUCAGGUGUUCCAGGUUCCAUCUCCCAUCCUCAGUCUGGAAAUUUCACCCAAAAAGCAACAUCUCUACGUGGGCUCCACAGAGGGCCUCGCACAGGUGUCUCUGAGCCGAUGUCACCUGUACGGUCAGGCCUGUGCUGAAUGCUGCCUGGCACGGGACCCUUACUGCGCCUGGGAUGGACACUCGUGCUCCAGAUACGUCCCUGCAUCCAAGAGGAGAGCCAGAAGACAGGACAUCAAGCAUGGAGAUCCGGCUUUGCAGUGCUGGGACACAGAGGACAGUGUUGGUCGGGGACAAGUAGAGGAGAAGGUUCUUUAUGGAAUUCAAAACAACUCCACUUUCCUGGAAUGUUCUCCCAAAUCCCAGCAGGCGCAGAUCCAGUGGUACGUUCAGAGAUCGGGAUCGGAGCACAAAGAGGAGGUCAGACUGGGUGAUCGUGUUGUUCACACAGACAGAGGACUCUUAAUUCGCUCCCUUCACGUCUCUGAUGUUGGUGUGUACACAUGUGUUGCUCAGGAGCACACACAUUUCACCCACACACUUCUCCGCAUCACACUGCAGCUCAUUGCACACGGAAAACUUGACAGAAGACCAAAGCUCAGCGAAGAUUCCGGGUUUGAGGCUCAGCACGGCGCCGAGUCCCGUCCGCGUUACAAAGACUACCUGAGACUCAUGAGCUCAUCUUUCCGCUCCCUGGACGAAUACUGUGACUCUCUGUGGCUGGACAAGAGGCCGUCCAAAGUGCGAGGAAAAGGUUUAGGAGCGGGCAAAUGGAAGCACAUCCACGAAAUGAAGAAGAGCAGGAAUAGAAGACACCACAAAGGAAGAGAAGGAGUGAAAAACCAUCAAAAGUAGUGAGGAAAGCAGUCAAAAGGUUUCAUUUUUCCUGUUCAUAAUAGCAAAAUUUCACAAAGAAGUUCACGUUAGAAACUCCACAUGCCCCAAAACUUAUUCCAAUCUUCAUCUGCGGAAAAAAAGGAAAAAGUUUUUUUUUUUUUAUAUAUUUUAAAAAAGAAAGUUUUCGGUUUCCCAUAGAAAGAUUCCUCAUCUGCUUUGCAUAAAACUGAAAAGGAUCAUAAGAGACUACAUGGUUGAAAUAAAGCAUGGAGGAAAGAGGCACUUGUUUUGAAAUAUCUGUCAACCGUUGAAAAGUGUGGAAUUUCAACAGCUUUCGCUGUUGUGUAUUUUUUUUUUCUCCUCAGCUGUAUAAACAAUCCCUCCGGCCUUAAAGGCCCAGUAUGGGAUUUGAAGGAGUGGUAUUAAAAAAAUGAUGGCCCCUAAAAAAGAACAAAAAUGCUGCGGCGCCGUUUUCUAAAUUCAUUUCUACAAGGAUGCCGUGACUUUUUUUUUUUCAAAAUAAAGGCUUUUUUUUUUUACAAUUCAACACAGAGUUUGCUCACAUUGAGGACUGUAAAUAUGGAUGUAACAUGUACAGCCGGAACAUCAGUUCACUUCAUCAUACUCUCAUUCUGUACAUCUAUCAUAAUAAUGAUGUAUUGUGUUGGCAUAUUUUUGUACAAUCCUUUCACGUUUGUUUUCUGUAGACUGAGAUGAUGUGUUCAUUUAUUACACUGAAAGGUAUUUAAAUAAAAGUUUCUCGGAACCUCAGCUCCCAGAAUUCUUGCCGCGCUUAGAUUCUUUUAUGAGAUUACAUCAGUCUGCGUAAGAUCUGGAAAGGCAUUCCCGGCCGCUAGGCUUUAACUCAGCUGAGCCUGUCCUGUUUUAGGAGCACUAGUCCCUAUACGCUGAAUGCAGAUGUCAGAAUGAUUCAGGACUGGCUGCUAUAAGGCCGUAAUGUCUGUUUGAAAGGGGAAACCAUGCAAAAUAUAUGGCGAAACGAAAGGAUUCAUGAGGUUUCGGAGUCAACGAAGAAACAAAAAGAUUUAAUCAAUAUAAACUCUGACUAAUAUAACACGGAUCUACUUAGUGAAAGCAUCGCCGCAGUCACAGGAGACCUCUUAACUCAUUAGAAGAUUUAAGUAUAAAAGGGCAAAAGAUGUUAAAUUAAUCAAUGCAUUAUUUAGUAAUCAGUCGCUAACAGUUUUCACCUCAUCCUUGACAUGAGAAUCACUUUCCUUCUCUUUUUUAUUUAAAUAUAUAUGCAAACUUUUGUUUUAGGGUCAUUAGCCUUUUGUAUGUUCAUAUGUACAGAGACGUUUGUGUUUCUCCAAAGUAAAAUGUCAUGUUUGUUUUAGCAAAGAAAAUAAAUAUUUAAAGCAC
Oryzias melastigma (Indian medaka) is the source of this 4607-nucleotide messenger RNA. It is a transcript of the gene sema3d, whose product is annotated as sema domain, immunoglobulin domain (Ig), short basic domain, secreted, (semaphorin) 3D. Bases 855 to 3242 code for a protein of 795 amino acids. The transcript is spliced from 18 exons. The record is from RefSeq and is a predicted model, not a curated record. Gene Ontology annotation, molecular function: chemorepellent activity; semaphorin receptor binding. NCBI's taxonomy places the organism in Eukaryota, Metazoa, Chordata, Actinopteri, Beloniformes, Adrianichthyidae. Gene Ontology annotation, biological process: negative regulation of axon extension involved in axon guidance; neural crest cell migration; axon guidance.